AUGCUGAAUCUCCUUCUCCCCGUCGUCAUCAGUCUCCCGCUCGCGAGCGCGCAGGGCUGGGAUGACUUCUCCAACAACUUGGCCACCGAUCUCGCCCCGUUCCUCUCGCUCUUCGGAGAGCAAGUCACUAAGCAAUAUCUCAGCGAGAGCACGACUUAUCUCGACUACUUUAUCUUCGCGAUGGCGCCCAUGGGGAUCCUGACUGCCCUGGUCUCGGCAAUUCGAGUCUGCGGCAGCCCCGCGCUACGCGCCUUUAUCGGUCGCGCCCAGGAAGGAUCGGGGCAUGCUGAGGCUGAGCUGUGCUCUUCGACAAGCAGAGAUGUCUGCGAGCUAUACCAUAAUGGCGGCAUCACACGCGUUUUUGGUCGUCCUAAGAUUCUCGAGGUGGUUUACGAUCCAGCCCUCAAAAACUACGGCGCCGGGAUAUACACCUUCCAUGACUACGUGGAAAAAUCAGAGAACUGGCAUUGCAAGAAGCGCCGCGAGCCAGACCACGAUGUCCUUGCACCGCAGGAAGCCUUUUCACCGAACUUGUCACUCAACAUUGGAAUCAAGAAGCGGCAUCCCGCGGUCUUCUGGAUUGUGGCUACAGCUGGCCUUGUCCUGCAGUGCGGCGUCUUGGUCUUCGCGAGUAUUGCGACAUACUACUUGAGAUGGGGAACAAAUGACAGCCCUACAGAGCCUUACGCCUGCCCACUUGUUAUUAUAGGUACACUGCUCGUGUCUGGUGGCAUGUUCAUUUGCGCCUUUCUGGUGGGCGAGAGCACCGACGAGGAAGUGUGGUACAAGAAACCUGAAGCAGAAGACGCGCCUGAUGGAGAAGUGCGGUCCAAAACAGAAAAAGAUGAGUCCUCGAUAUUCUGGCUUCAACCUGGAGGACAAACCAUUGGGGACCAAACAUUUGAUGCAUUCGCCUGCGCCGAUACCAGUGAAUUGAUGGGUGGGGUCUCGCAAUACACUAUAUCACGGAAGAGAGAUGUGCCCGAGUCCAAUAAGUAUGUUGUAUGGCUCGCAGUUGGCAUCACAGUGUCGGGUUUCGUUCUCCAGUUCACAGGGCUUCGAGCCGUCCAUGCUGCAGUUGCAGUGGCACAGCUGGGGACUGUGAUGAUCAUGAGCCUCGCUCGGGCAUUCCUUCGUAUGCAAAGGCUAGAUCCAAAAGCCAACGCUCUUGCCGGUUACCCUAAUCAACAAACCAUCCACGGCCACGAGCUCGACUGGCUUGCACUGCGCAUCGGCCAGGAACUGGCAGGGAGUAGGCCAAACACCCCAAUCCUGACCGACAAUGUGGCCCUCCAAUCGACAUCACCCGCUAUGCAUCUGGCCUGGACAUUCAAUAGCGCUCAGUAUAGAGGAACAGGAAUCACCUGGAAUCGUCAUACUGAAGGCAAUCCCGGCUUUGAAAUCAUGAGACUUCGCACGCGACUGGCGGAUCUCACUACGUCGGGGUGGGGGCUCCAGAAAGCCUCGGAACUCUUUGACGAUGAAAUGGUCAACGGACGACACGCCGCACGACAGCUGGGCUCGGCUAUGUGGUCAGCCAUUACCAUGGUUUACAAUAAGAGUGCUAAGGUCCAUGAAGCAUGGCGACAGAUUGAUGAACUAAAUUGGACCUUCCAGUGCCAAGUAUCGGGUCCUGCGCGAGAUGUGGCUCGAACUCAUAUGGCGUCGAUUCAGACCACAUCAAUUCAGCUAGAAAGUGUUCUAGGCCUAUGGACUUGGGCAUUAAACCCUGAUCCUGUUAUGCUUGGAAAACGAUACCAUAUCAUCCCCGCUCACAAGCGGACAGAACAGCGUCAAUUUCCAUGGGUAAAAGCAGUAAAUGAUUUCCGAUUGUGGCAUACGCUCGGCUCCUCCAGAUUUGUUCAUGAUUACCUUGCUCAGUGUGACAAUCUUGAGCAAGCAAACCCAAAUACGGUCUGGAAAGUGGAGGACGAUAACAGCUUAUCAGGUGGUGAUCUAUUUCCAGUACGCCCAGACGACUACAAUGCCACGAGCCCCUGGAAUUACCGGCGCCUAUGGGGCUGGUACGGAACGAAAUACCCGGGAGUAGGACCACAAACACUUCGUUUGGCGGCCAUUGAGCUAGAGGGAUCCCUUCUCUCAAGCUCUGUGCAUGAGGUGUUUGGAACAUUCGUCAGCAGUAUUCUCAAGGUUGUCCAGGACAUCGGAACUGUUGACAUUGCCCUCAAAGAAACGGAGGGCUUUUACCUGAAAAACCAUCUGGUAACAUCACUUGCCGAGACAUUUACGGACAAUCAAUUGGGGUCCGAGAAUGAUGCCUUCCUUUGCAUUCUCACUGCGUUGUUACCACGGAUGAAGGGCUCUCCUCCAAAAUGUGCGGUAGACGCAGCAAUCAAAAACGUGGCCCGCCAUAAACGGCGGGGUCAACUGGAGGAGGCUGAAUCCGUCUUGAAAUGGGCCUUGGAAAAGUCGUGUUGGAGCGAAAAACUGAUCGAUAAACCAGUAGCUGCUCUGGCUGAGCUAUACCGACACGCCUUGCGCGAGCCAGAGACGAGACAGUUUGGGCUGGACGGCAUCGAGUGGCUUCACGGGGAGGCUGGCAGCCUAUAUGGGUCAACAAAAGACAUGAUUAUAGCAUAUACCGAAGUUGCGCACAGAUACAUUCCUCGGCCACGCAUCCACGACCGCGGUAAGCUCCUCGCUGCGAUCGAGGCCAAGGACCUGGUGACUGCUCUGGUCGAGCUGACGCAUUUGGAACUAGUACGGGGGGAGGCUGAGCAGACAAUCGAAGCACUGCUUCAAGCCGCUGGUCAUGGCUGGCCUGAUAUUGUCUCAGGACUCCUGGAAUUAUCGCCUGACUUGGAGAGACAGCAUGCUGAUAAAUGGCAUCGAACGUCGUUGCCCAACGCUAUACAAAGCAAAAGUGCCGCAACAGUCAAUGUACUACUCCAGUGUGGUGUUGUUCCAGACGCCAUGGACAUAGCGCUUGCGUCUAGAACUGAGAAUAUACAUGUGCUGGAGACUUUAUUGGGUGUCACAAACACCUGCAUCGACUAUAACCCGCUUCUGUUGGCAGUUCAUGCCAACUGCGUCGCCAUUGCAGAGCGCCUCCUUGACGAAGGCGCAGACAUAAACGCGCGAGACUCUACCGAGUCAACCCCAUUGCACAUAGCAGCUGCUGCAGGGUAUGUGAAAAUGGUCAAGAUGCUGCUUCAUAAAGGCGCCGAAGUUGAUUUGGUGAACAUGGACCAUUCCACACCCCUCCACUGUGCAGGAUUGAAAUCCCAGAUGGCAGAAUGGGCCUACAAUGUAUCAAAAAAGGGGAAAGACAUCUACCAGAAUGCUCAAGAAAAAGCACCGCCUGACGACGACGCACCCACAGCACCAGGGACUUCAGGCGAAGAAAAGAGUGCAGCAAUUGCAAGAAUCCUGAUUGAUCACGGUGCACGCACAGACUCAAUCAAUCGCUAUGGCCAUACACCAUUGCAGUCAGCAGCUGAUAAUAGCAACGAACCUUUGGCAGAAAUACUCCUGGAUAAGGGCGCUGAUGUGAAUAUGGUGACCGAGCCCGAUGGCACGGCACUACAUGUUGCGGUUAAUCGAAAUUAUUCCGGGAUGGUCAGGUUACUACUUGAUCAAGGUGCAGAUUUGCAAGUAGUGGACUCGAGAGGUGACACGCCGCUGUCCCUAGCAAGUAAAGGUCACGAUUAUAUCUGUGAUAUGAUCAAGGAUAAAGAAGCCGAGUUACAGUCAAGCGCCCAUUAG
Molecule: messenger RNA, 3726 nt
Organism: Aspergillus mulundensis
Lineage: Eukaryota; Fungi; Ascomycota; Eurotiomycetes; Eurotiales; Aspergillaceae
Product: ankyrin repeat domain-containing protein
Exons: 2
Coding region: 1-3726 (1241 amino acids)
Molecular function (GO): protein binding
Source: RefSeq, a predicted model, not a curated record